Messenger RNA from Vitrella brassicaformis, 1663 nucleotides. The record is from the annotation of a GenBank genome assembly. NCBI's taxonomy places the organism in Eukaryota, Vitrellaceae.
UUACAGCUGGUCGAUAGCGUCGAGCUCGGCGAUGAUGGCAUCGUACACGUCGUCGCCGAGGCGCCCGUAUCCGAGGUUGCUGAUGUAGCCAUGCAGCAGAUUCAGGCGAUCCCGCACCUGGUUGCGAAUCGGGCCUGAUGGAUGGAUCAGAGAAAUCAAUCAGCCGACACACAUCCAUACAUACGUACAUGGUCACACUGGUUGGCCGAUGGAUUAUCGAUCAGAUAAUGUGGUCCUUCUUUAUCGCUCUCUCUGCCUUGCCUAGAGACGCACCGGGGGGGUUGCGCGCUUUCUCGUGUAGGAACUGCUGGAGGUUCUGAGAGCGGCGGGCGAUCAGCGUCUCGCAGGCGGCGGCGAACUCCGGGCUGUCGGCAUCCACGAAGUUGUCCCACAUGUCCUGGAUGUCGGCGGCGGCCUCGUUGACGCCGUCAAUGUAUCGGCAGUCGGGAGUGUCGACCAGGCAGCUCGUCAUUGAGUAGAAGGCCAUUGUCAAAUCAUCCCUACGUACGCACAAGGACAACAUACGCACAGACAGACAGACAGACAUGCUCACACGUAUUCUGUUUGUGCAGGAUGGUUUGUGGUGUGUGUACCGUUCGUACCUCGCGCUGGUCGGCAGAAGCGGAUAAGUAAGAGGUCGUCCAAUAUAAAAAGCAGGCAGCGAUCCCUGAACCAACGAAGCGAUCCCUGAGCCCUGAUGCCCGCAAAUGCAUCACUACUACCAUCCUCCUGCUGCUCCUCCUCCUCAUGAUGACCACCACGCCGUCGCGUUCUGGAGGAAGGCCGGCUGCCCCCCUCCAUUCUGCGUGUCCUCAGCGUCGAACCACAGCUGGUGCUCCACUGCCUCGAGCGAGCAGAACCGAAGCCGACCCACAAAAGCGAUGAAGGAAUUCGAUAGAGCAGCCAGGCCGUGGUCGAUCGCCUCGCCAUUGUGGGCCUCUGGCGGUUGGGUUCCAGCUGUGGGUGAGGGGGAGGUGCCAUACAUGACGUCCCGUCAGCAGCGGCCGGAGGAGCCCUCCUUGCCGUCGCCCGACUGAUGGUUCCUCUUCCAGCCGAACCCGAAAUCACAUCUACACACGCACAUACACACAGAGAGAGAGACGCCUGUUUGUCGUUCUGUCUUUCCUUCUUCCCCAAUCCAAGUGCGUACCUUCCUGAGCAUGUAAAGCACUACUAAGCGGGCUAACUUGACUGCCGUCCACCCACUUCAACGCGCACACCAUCCAUCCAUCCAUCCAUGCAUCCAUCCAUCCAUGCAUGCAUCCAUCCAUCCAUCCAUGCAUCCAUCCAUCCAUGCAUCCAUCCAUCCAUCCAUGCAUCCAUCCAUCCAUGCAUCCAUCCAUGCAUCCGUCCAUCCAUGCAUGCAUCCGUCCAUCCAUGCAUGCAUCCAUCCAUCCACGCUUAGGAGGAAAAACACAGACCCCCAUUUCGCACCAACACGGGCCCGUACGUAUGAAAGACAGACACUAAUGCACCCAUCCAUGCCUCACCCUCGCCAAUACUCGUCCCGCUUCGGCUGCACAUGACGAGCCACCACACCGGCCUCCCCCGAGCCACCACACACCCAUCCUCGCCCUUGCCGUUGACUUCCCGCUCCCGCAGCCAUGACAAAAAAUACGACACAGCAUCAGAAACACGCAUGCACUCUCCACACACAUGCAUG